Molecule: messenger RNA, 555 nt
Organism: Xylaria bambusicola
Lineage: Eukaryota; Fungi; Ascomycota; Sordariomycetes; Xylariales; Xylariaceae
Exons: 2
Coding region: 1-555 (184 amino acids)
Source: RefSeq, a predicted model, not a curated record
AUGGCCGUCGCAGCCGCAGCGCAAGCGACACCGAUUACGAUGGCGCCAGUAGGAGGGACGGGGAGCAGGAAGGAGGAGGAAGAACGUCUACCGAUGCCGUCGCGGAACCCGCUGCCGCUAUCCGCUAGUCAGGAGGCGCAGGUGCGGGAGGUGUUCAAUGCGCGCGUGAGGGCGCAUUGUGCGGAGGAUAUCAAAGACUGCGCCCGCGGCCGCACCUUCAGCGUCCCGUUCGCGUGCCGCGCGCUCUCGCACGCCAUGAACAACUGCAUGCUCGCGCACGCGACGCCCGAAGAGCACGACCGCGCCCGCGAGGACUGGUUCGCGGCCCGCAUGACGCGCGCCCGCGAGCGCGAGCGCAAGGAGCGCCGCAAGCUCGAGCAGGAGAAGUUCCAUCGCGAGUGGUGGGGUCUGCCGGAUCGCGACCCGGAGGAUCUCCGGCGGGAGCUCGAGAAGCUGGAGCGGCCGGAGCGCAUUGGGGGCGCUGUGCGAAGGCGGGAUCCUCCGCCUUCUACAUCUACAUCUACGCCGACGACGGAGGGUGGGGAGAAGAGGUAG